Ricinus communis (castor bean) is the source of this 762-nucleotide messenger RNA. RefSeq names its product ribulose bisphosphate carboxylase small subunit, chloroplastic. The transcript is spliced from 3 exons. The coding region runs from base 89 to 631 and encodes 180 amino acids. The record is from RefSeq and is a predicted model, not a curated record. NCBI's taxonomy places the organism in Eukaryota, Viridiplantae, Streptophyta, Magnoliopsida, Malpighiales, Euphorbiaceae.
GGCAGCUAGCGCAAGUGCCCUCAACAAACCAGUUGCCAACACUAGAGAUCAUCAAAAAAGAAAGAAGAGAAAUUAGAGAUCGAAAACAAUGGCUUCCUCUAUAGUCCCAUCAACAAUGGCCUCCCUUAACCGUGCAGCCCCUCAAGCUAGCAUGGUCGCACCAUUCACUGGCCUGAAAUCUUCCUCUGUAUUCCCCGUCACCCGCAAGCAAAACAAUGACAUUACAACAUUGGCUAGCAAUGGUGGCAAGGUCCACUGCAUGCAAGUGUGGCCUCCCGUUGGGAAGAAGAAGUUUGAGACUCUUUCUUAUCUCCCACCUCUGUCAGAAGAGUCCUUAGCUAAGGAAGUUGACUACCUUCUCCGCAUGGGAUGGGUUCCUUGCUUGGAAUUUGAGUUGGAGCACGGAUUCGUGUACCGUGAGAACCACAGAUCACCAGGGUACUACGAUGGACGCUGCUGGACAAUGUGGAAGCUGCCCAUGUUUGGGUGCACAGAUUCAUCGCAGGUUUUGAAGGAGCUGGAAGAGGCCAAGAAGGCGUACCCUAAUUCAUUUAUCAGAAUUAUUGGAUUUGACAACAAGCGCCAAGUUCAAUGCAUCAGUUUCAUUGCUUACAAGCCUUCAGGCUUCUAAAUUUGAUUCUGCACUGCUGUUCGCAUAAUUUUUGUAUCUACAUAUUCUUUUGAGGGUAAAUCAUCUGCGAAAAGUAUAAUGUGCAUUAACGAUUCAACUUCAUGAUAUUAUAGAUGUCCUUUAAUCAUCAA